AUGCUUUACAAAACAGGACCGCGUGACUCACCCAUUGAUAAGGAAUUUCAAGAUGAAAAUGAUGAAGAGCGCUUAACAUCUCGCACAACAGCAACUCAACAUUAUUUACCUGAUAUCCGUGAAGCAUUACGUUUAAGCAAUUUACCAUUAUCAACAUUAUGUUCUUAUAUUAAUCAUAAAGUAACAUUAUGUAAACCUCUUACACAUACAAAAGCCAUUGCAUGUUCACCAAUAACAUUUAGUCGCUCAACACAAACAGAAGCUGACUUACCACCAAUCGGUCUAUUACCAGUUCCCGUUGGUUUAAUUACACCUUUACCUUUAGCAUUAGGUGUUGACAAUAUACCGGUUCCAGUUCCUGUACCGAUUCCCGUACCAUUUCCAAUAUUUUUUGUUGUAUCCGAUAAAAAAUUUCAAUAUUAUACAGAUUAUUUAGAAAAACUUGGCCAAUGUAUUCCUGAUAAUGACGAUGAUUCAUUUAUACUAGCCUAUGCUCAAAAAUUAUUUCCAAAUGAUGAUAUACUCUGUCUCGGUAAUGAUAAUGGUGGUGGUGAUGAUAUAAUAUCAAAAAGUAUGAUAACCACAACAACAGCAACGCCAUUAAUUGAUCGUGAUCAUGAUUUAAAUUUACUAAUGGAUAAACAUAUUUUACGUGCAGAGGAAGAAGAUGAUCCAACUGAGCUAAGAAAACCUAAUGCUUCAACGACAGCAUCAUCAAUAACGACCGAUGUUGCCACUGAAUACGAUGUAGAACAUUUUGAUUUAUCAACAUCGGCUUUGACCAGUAAUAAUGCGCAAAACAAUCCAGAUUUAGCACUUUAUUUAAUGGAGCAAGAAGAUUCGAAAGAUAUUUUAAAAUGGCAUUUGGGUGUUAAAGCAUUCAUGAAAUGGAUAGAAAGAAAAAAUCACCCAAUUCGAAAUAGAUUAUAUCAGCAGUAUACACGUAAUCGUCGUAUGACACCAGUUGAAGCAGAAGCACGCAUUGCAAAACGUUUAUUUAAAUCAGACCCAUUGAAAUAUCGUGCGGAUGAAUUAAACCGAGCAUUAUCAUUAUUCGUUAAAGAAGCACGACGUGUAUCUGGCGAAGAAUAUGCACCGGAUUCAAUAUACUAUCUUUGUUUAUGUAUUCAACAUUAUUUGAGAGAAAAUAAACCAUUUGGUACAAGUAAUCAUGAAGAAGAUAAUCAUUUGCGUCGUACAGAAAAUAUAUUUUUUGAUUCAACGUUUGAACAAUUUCAAUCAGCAUUAAAUUUAGUAUUAGGCCACUUUAACGUUCGUUUAUUAACACCAGAUGCAUUGGGAGGCUCUCGUAUUGAAGAAGAGGUAUUAUGGGAAGCAAAACAAUUGGGCUCACAUUCACCAUGGAUAUUGCUUAAUACUAUUCUCUAUUUUAAUACAAAAUAUUUCUUUUUAAAAACUGUUAGUGAACAUAAUGUAUUAUCAUUUUCAAAUGUUCGAAGACAUUAUAAACGAAAUAUUGGGCCACAUGGUGAAGAAUUUGGUAAAUCAGUUUACCUAAGAUAUUAUCCGCCGACAACAACAUUUCAUGGUAUGGAAGAACAACAAUUGAUUUAUGAACAAGCUGAAAAUUAUGAUGAUCCAUUACGUUGUCCGGUGAAAUUAUUUGAAUUUUAUCUGACAAAAUGUCCAGAGCAAGUUAAAUGUCGACAAGAUGUCUUAUAUUUAACACCGGAAACAACUGUCGUACCUGAUUCCCCCAUAUGGUUCUCAUCGAUACCUUUACCGCAUUUUUUUAUGGAUAGAAUGUUAACAAGAAUAAAAACAGUCAGAGAUGUUAAUGAUAUACAUCUAUCAAUGUCUCAAACGUCGUUCGAAGGUCGACUUUAA
This is a messenger RNA of Didymodactylos carnosus, 1848 nucleotides long. NCBI's taxonomy places the organism in Eukaryota, Metazoa, Rotifera, Eurotatoria, Philodinida, Philodinidae. The record is from the annotation of a GenBank genome assembly.